CACACCACUCACCUUGCCUUGCGUCCAAACCACCUUGACAACCACACUCUCCCCUCCGAAGUCCACUGUCGAUACGUCCAAGAUGUCCUUCGUCCCUACCCUCGCUCGGCGAGCAGCUUUUGCUCCUACCCUGGCUCGACGAGCUCCCAAACAUGCUGGACAGGAGCAGAAUUUGAGAAAGGCACCAAAACGAGACCCGGAGCUUUAUGUCCUUCUAGGUGUCAUGUGUGGCGCCUUUGGGUUGGCAGGUUUCUACUUUGGCCGCAAGCCUACCUCCGCUACCUCAGAAGCCGAAGUCUCCGUUGCCAACAGUUCGAUGCCGUGGCAGGUCGACCAUGUCGAUGAUGAUGAAUCCAAGCAGUUCAAAUAUCAGUACCACCCCAAAGGAGAUCGGUCACAAGCUCCUAGGAAUGCUCCAAGCGCAUUGAACACAGUUAUUGUCCCUAGUGUUACGUUGCCAAAGGACAUCCACGACAAGCUGAACAAGUGGGGAAAAGAGGGAUAUUAAGCAACUUACAUCUUUCAUGGAUGGGCUGUAGCACCCCACAUUAAAAGAGAAGGUCGCGGCGAGUGGCUAAGAAAGCUGCGCAGAAUUGUACAUAUCUAGGGAAUGGGAGCGAAUCCAUCAUGACCAUCCGCUUCCGUUAAGAUCGCUUGUUUUGUUGACUUUGCUGCCUGGAAGCGUUGCUUCGUCCAUAUCAAGGCGCAUUUCCCAAUAUCCCUUCGCAUCUCUAUUCUCAGUCGCCAUGGAGAGAUGAGAGGAUCUAACAUGACAGAAUGCUGCCAAGCUGACCUCGAGUUCUAGCUCACCCUUCGCUGAGCGCAGAUGUCACCAAUGCAACUACGACAAGCCACAAUCCAGCAACCUACAAAAACGUUGGCAAGCCCUACUGAUACAACUAUGGCCUUUAUUGUACAUUCUUGCAAGAAGGCUCCACUUGUGGGAUCGAAGCCAUCUUACGCUGUCAACACCGGGUGAAGGCCUUUGCCCACCAAAUCAAAGACCUGAGGAGGGUACAAUCGCGUGCUUGGCCUGGACCUGGUAAGCCUCUCGAGUUCGGUCGAGUUGUUGACAGAAGGUUGCGAUGCUGAAUAUAGAGUCCUAAUUGGGCGAGGUAUUGAAUGGAAGUCCAUGAGCAGAAGCUUGACUUGUCCCUUGGGUCUGCCCAGGACCAGGGAUCAUACAAGAUCAACAUCUGAUAGACGUUUUAAUAGAUAUGAG
Molecule: messenger RNA, 1222 nt
Organism: Exophiala xenobiotica
Lineage: Eukaryota; Fungi; Ascomycota; Eurotiomycetes; Chaetothyriales; Herpotrichiellaceae
Exons: 3
Coding region: 83-508 (141 amino acids)
Source: RefSeq, a predicted model, not a curated record